Fusarium keratoplasticum is the source of this 591-nucleotide messenger RNA. RefSeq lists its product as uncharacterized. Lineage: Eukaryota; Fungi; Ascomycota; Sordariomycetes; Hypocreales; Nectriaceae. The record is from RefSeq and is a predicted model, not a curated record. The coding region runs from base 1 to 591 and encodes 196 amino acids. The transcript has a single exon.
AUGCCUCAGUUUGAACGUCCGACCUCGACCUCGUCGCUCUUUGAGCUGGUCGAAGGUCUCGACGAGGCUCAGAUUCACUCGUUAUUGGUCGAAUUUAACAACACGGUCCCUAGCAACAUUCCUGUUUCCCAUGGCGUCGAGCUCUUUGAACAUCCCGACUCAAAGAAGCCCAUCUCGGCCGCUCGCGCGUCUUCCAUUCGUCGUUCCUUCAAGCUCUCUCGAAUGCUCUCGAGGUCAAAGAGCAAGCGAGUUUCUUCAGCACCAGCUCCAUCACCAUCCCGUCCGAGAACUGCCAUGCCUACCGGUCCGAAGCACUACAGGAGGAUAAGUCGACCUGUAUUGCCCACACUUGCCAGCGGUCCCGACCUGAACGCUCUCUUGUCUGCAUACCUCGCACCUGCUGCUCCCCCAUCUAAGCCGAAAACCUCGUCUCCUUCGUCCAUGUCGUCUUUGCGAUCGAUCUCUACCAGUUCCACGAUGAGCUUUGAAGCCGAGGAUGCCGAUAUGGAUAUACUAGCACCGCUCGUGUUUGGCCGACCCCAGCAACAACGAGGCCAAAUAGGGGAUAUUUUUGAGGUGUUGGAGUUUUAA